Molecule: messenger RNA, 396 nt
Organism: Perkinsus marinus ATCC 50983
Lineage: Eukaryota; Perkinsozoa; Perkinsida; Perkinsidae
Exons: 1
Coding region: 1-396 (131 amino acids)
Source: RefSeq, a predicted model, not a curated record
AUGGUGACACUCCUACUGACCUUGUUGAUGACCUGCCAUGUUCUGGUAGCUGUGGCUCAGCCUGCCGGUAGAUACGUCUACAGAGCGGAGGGCUACGAAUUGACCUACGUAGUCGCCGAUUCAGGAGUCGGGCUCGAGUUCCAUGUCCCGGGCCAUGCACCCUUCAGGGACCCGCCGGUCUACCCCCUAAAGGGCAGCAGUGGAUUUUUUACCGUCGAUUUCGAGGGCACAUUCGAGGGAGUCGAUUUCUGGUACCGGAAUAUCCUCUUUCUCUUCCCGGAAGCGAAGAUUGUAGAGGGCGAUCUGACCGAACUGAGAUUCUUCCGAUUCUUUGGGCCUAUGAUAGCUACUCGAUUCCAAGGCCAACAUAUCGUCUUCAUCAGAUCAUCCGCUUAA